ACUGAAAAGGGCUUGGAGCGCGGCGGCGCAGGGAUCCAGCUUCAGCCUGGUCUGUGCCAGCACCCGGUUCCGGAGCGGGCAGCCGAGGAACUCCCGCACGCCGGCGACUGCGCGUGCUCUGCCCGGCACGACUGUAACCUGGAGGGGACGGCCGGAGCGCCCCUCGGGGAGGCGCGAGUCCGAGCCUGGCGCUCCUACCCAGGCGUGCGCUGGCCAGAGGGUGAGGAAGAGGCCUAGCAACACCCACUGCCAUCCCCUCGUCUUCCCAGCAGAGCCGAGGCAUCCAGGCAGCUAGCUGUGGGGUGGCAGCUCGCACCGCGAGCCUCCUCUGCUCAGCUCCCUUUGUCAUCUGAAGAGGACACUUAAGGGAGACAGGAAGGCCAAGGAGAUCGUGGGGCUCUCGGAGGAGAGUGACCGCAGCUGAAAGCCCGGGCCACCCGCUCAGUCGGAGAGGAAGGAUCUGUCGUACUACAGCAUGGCAGGUAAGAAAGUGCUCAUUGUCUAUGCACACCAAGAGCCCCGGUCUUUCAACGGCACCUUGAAGAACGUGGCCGUGGACGAGUUGCGCAAGCAGGGCUGCGCGGUCGCUGUGUCUGACCUGUACGCCAUGGACUUUGAGCCGAGGGCCACAAGGAAAGACAUCACUGGUGCUCUCUCCAAUCCUGAGCUGUUCAAUUACGGGGUGGAAGUCUAUGAAGCCUACAAGAAGAGAUCUCUGGCCAGCGACAUCACUGAGGAGCAGAAAAAGGUUCAGGAAGCUGAUCUAGUGAUAUUUCAGUUCCCGCUGUACUGGUUCAGCGUGCCGGCCGUGCUCAAGGGCUGGAUGGACAGGGUGCUCUGCCAGGGCUUUGCCUUCGACAUCCCCGAGUUCUACGAUGCCGGUUUUCUCAAGGAUAAAUUAGCCCUCCUGUCCCUGACCACAGGAGGCACGGCCGAGAUGUACUCGAAGGCAGGAGUCAGCGGAGAUUUUCGAUACUUCCUGUGGCCGCUCCAGCACGGUGCGUUGCACUUCUGUGGAUUUAAAGUCCUUGCCGCUCAGAUCAGUUUUGCUCCUGAGAUGGCAUCAGAAGAGGAAAGAAAGGGGAUGGUGGCUGCGUGGGCCCGGAGGCUGAAGACCAUCUGGGAGGAGGAGCCCAUCGCCUGCACGCCCCCGUGGUACUUCGGGCAGUGACUGUGCCACGUGCACAUCUUGUGAGCAACACACUAGGAGACCCAAGCGUGUGCAAAGGGAAAUGCAGUCAUGAAAUAAAAUUACAGUAUAGCAAACUGGAAA
Molecule: messenger RNA, 1273 nt
Organism: Lemur catta (Ring-tailed lemur)
Lineage: Eukaryota; Metazoa; Chordata; Mammalia; Primates; Lemuridae
Gene: NQO2
Product: N-ribosyldihydronicotinamide:quinone reductase 2
Exons: 8
Coding region: 476-1171 (231 amino acids)
Cellular component (GO): cytosol
Molecular function (GO): NAD(P)H dehydrogenase (quinone) activity
Source: RefSeq, a predicted model, not a curated record